ACCUCGCAAGCACCAGCGCAGCCGACAAUGGCCUCGGCAUCAGCAUACACGGCACAAGGUUCACCAUGUGUCAGCUCUGUAACGGGCUGGGGUUUUUUGCAAGUAUUACUUUCAUUCGUGAUCAUUAUUUCUUUUUUUUUUUACUCACAGAGCAUGGAUGCCGAUCACAUCAGGGAACACAGGGAUAACAAAAUCACUGAGAAAGCGCGGCGGUUGAAGCAGCCAUGUACGAAAUGGAUUGUGACGUCGCCUUCUCUUUCAUCCCUUCUCUUGCACCACUAUCUCCACAUCGAAGAAGAAACGGAUGAUAUGCCCAUCAUCGAUUUGGUACCGGAGGAGGAGCAAGAUUUAGGUUAGGUUAGGUUGAUCCAAUGAAGGCUCGGUGCCUAUCGGCACGCGUAUAACACGGAGGGCCCUGGGACUUGGCCUCUUGUAUCAGUACGACCCGCGCCGCAACGGUCAAGGGACCGGUCAAGGGAAUUUUCCUUUAUUUGAUAUAAAUUGUUUCAUAUCUUAUAUUUUUCAAACUUU
This is a messenger RNA of Odontomachus brunneus, 531 nucleotides long. RefSeq lists its product as uncharacterized. The record is from RefSeq and is a predicted model, not a curated record. The transcript has 3 exons. Bases 28 to 357 code for a protein of 109 amino acids. NCBI's taxonomy places the organism in Eukaryota, Metazoa, Arthropoda, Insecta, Hymenoptera, Formicidae.